Parasteatoda tepidariorum (common house spider) is the source of this 1239-nucleotide messenger RNA. The record is from RefSeq and is a predicted model, not a curated record. Lineage: Eukaryota; Metazoa; Arthropoda; Arachnida; Araneae; Theridiidae.
GAGUCAUUAUCACCUUUAUCAUCAAACUUCUGGUACAUUUUACCUGUAAAAGGUGAAGAUAAGGAGGUGGAUUACUUCAGCAGCAGAUGGGUGAUGGAUAUCGGGCAGCUCUACAAAAUACUUUAUGUGCUCGCCAUUCUUUCGUGUGCUUGUUUCGUCAUCUUUUAUUUGAUUCCAUAUGAGAACUCAGAAGGGGAAACCUUUCGAGCUCCUCCACCUCUCGUUGAUGCACUCGAUCUGACCAUACACACAAAUCAGGGCCGACUGGGCAACCAGAUGUUCACCUAUGCAACCCUCUUUGGACUGAGUGCGUUGAACAAGCGACAUAUGCAGAUAAAGACCUCCAACUACGAAGUCCUUUCCAAGUACUUUGACAUCCAGACGCCUGUAUUUAAUGAGAAAACGUUUGUUGAAAUCAAUCCCUACAGUAUUGGAAAUUGGUUAAAGGAAAAGGAUUAUCAUAUUCCGAUUACAUCGAACAUCAUCAAGGGGAACGUCUACCCUACCUCCUACACUUUCUUCGAUCACGUGAGGAAAGAGAUUCGAGAAGUCUUCCGAUUCAAUCCCACCUACAGGAAACACGCUCAGGACGUCCUCUGGGGGAUCAAGAGGCAGAGACCCCACACCAAAGUUUAUGUGGGAGUUCAUGUCAGAAGAGGAGAUUAUCUUUCCCAUUCAAGAGGAGGCUGGUUACGAGGUUACGAAGGAAGGGAGGUGGACCGAGAAUAUUUCGAACGUGCNAUUCUCUUACGUGACUCCCAAAUUUUGGCUGAAGUUCAUGUCAGAAGAGGAGAUUAUCUUUCCCAUUCAAGAGGAGGCUGGUUACGAGGUUACGAAGGAAGGGAGGUGGACCGAGAAUAUUUCGAACGUGCGAUGGAAUAUUUCAAUUUCAAAUACGACAACGUAACCUUCUUGGCCAUAAGCGACGACAGAGAUUGGUGUCGGAAGAAUCUCACCGAUCUCGGAAUUGUGACAACGCCGGAUAGUCCUAGCGCCGGACAUGAUCUGGCGUUGCUCACCGAGUGCAACCACACCAUUAUGAGCUACGGUACCUAUGGGUUCUGGGGUGGGUACCUCGGAGGUGGUGAGGUAGUGUACUUCGCAGACUUUUUAAAGCCAAACACAAGUUUUGUAAGGGACUAUUUUGUGUACGAGAAGAUGUAUCCCACAGACUGGAUUGGGAUAUCUACCACAAAACCUGGAUUCUGGGAAUCCUACACGAAUCCCUUUAUGACGUAA